Anopheles nili is the source of this 1149-nucleotide messenger RNA. RefSeq names its product MOB kinase activator-like 3 (gene Mob3). Gene Ontology annotation, biological process: signal transduction; positive regulation of protein phosphorylation. Gene Ontology annotation, cellular component: nucleus; cytoplasm. Gene Ontology annotation, molecular function: protein kinase activator activity. The transcript is spliced from 2 exons. The record is from RefSeq and is a predicted model, not a curated record. NCBI's taxonomy places the organism in Eukaryota, Metazoa, Arthropoda, Insecta, Diptera, Culicidae. The coding region runs from base 473 to 1129 and encodes 218 amino acids.
AUUCUCUGUCAAUUUGGUGUUGUGAAAAUUUAAAGCACUAUAUUAAGGAAAUUUGACGAGCAUUUCUAGCUUAGCAGAUCCGAUUAAACUCAAGCUUACGGAAAGUGGUAAGGUUUCACAGGUUGUAGAGCUGCGUGGUUGCGUUUAAAAAAAGAAAUGGAUAAUCGCAUUUGAUCGCACUACUGGGUUCGGUUGUACCUUUUCUCGCUCAUACUGAUGUGAAGGAGUGUAUACUGCAUUAAAGGACACGCGCCAGCAGACGGAAUGGAUUUUCUAUAGGGAGCUUAAAAACUAUUACUCUUGAACAACUUGUCCACGGUUUGCGAUGCAUUCCGGCCUCCGAGUGUGUAGAUAAUAAAAGAAAUAAUUUGCACUCAACCCGACAAUCGGUUAGCACUUGAAGAAGCAUAACGAAGGCAUAUACCAAGGCGUAAAAGGAGGCAGCAUUGUGGUGAAACAGCAUCCAACUAGAAUGGCACUGAACGGGUUUUUGGAAUUUUUUCAACGGGAAAAAACAUUUCGGCCUAAAAAACGAUUCACUCAAGGUACCAUUCGUUACUCACUCCAUAAGCAAGCUAAUGCCAGUCUACAGUCUGGUAUUAACCUUAAGCAAGUCGUGAAACUUCCUGAAGGUGAAAACAUGAACGACUGGCUUGCGGUUCACGUGGUGGAUUUUUUCAAUCGUAUUAACCUUAUCUACGGCACCAUAUCAGAAUAUUGCAACGAAACAAGCUGCCCAACCAUGAGCGGAGGGGCCAAGUAUGAAUACUUAUGGGCGGACGGAGAGACUUAUAAAAAACCGGUACAGUUACCAGCACCCAGAUACGUUGAGCUUCUGAUGGACUGGGUUGAAAAUCAGAUUAACAACGAGACUCUUUUUCCGGUCUCAACCGACGUGCCAUUUCCGAGAACGUUUCCCAGUCUAUGUAAAAAAAUCCUGACCCGUUUGUUUCGAGUGUUUGUUCACGUAUAUAUUCAUCAUUUCGAUAGGAUUUUCAGUAUUGGAGCAGAAGCGCAUGUUAACACCUGCUACAAACAUUUCUUCUACUUUGUGUCGGAAUUUGAACUGAUGUCAGCGAAAGAACUCGAGCCGUUAGCAGUAAUGACGACUCAAAUGUGUAAAGGCUAGACGUUGGACAAAAUCUGUGA